Messenger RNA from Anopheles aquasalis, 2415 nucleotides. RefSeq names its product putative inorganic phosphate cotransporter. Lineage: Eukaryota; Metazoa; Arthropoda; Insecta; Diptera; Culicidae. Gene Ontology annotation, molecular function: transmembrane transporter activity. The record is from RefSeq and is a predicted model, not a curated record. Gene Ontology annotation, biological process: transmembrane transport; monoatomic anion transport. Gene Ontology annotation, cellular component: membrane.
AGGCUGAUCCAUACUCCUAGUGACUGGCCCGGCCCGAGCCGCGCCGGUGUGAGCUUGAAAAAGCGCGAAGCAGAACGAACGCAGCAGCAACGAUGUGCCAUGCGGUUGUUGGGAUAGCGCCCGGUGGGGCAGCCAUUUCACGCUUUAUCAGGCACUAACGAUCGAUUGUUUCUGCAUUCUAUCGGGUGCUUCCGUUCAGUGCUGAGGUGUGCACCCGUCGCCGCCGUAGUGUAGCCAGUCGCUGCGAGUAACCCAACUAGCCCGGCAGUAGCAGUAGCAGUAGUUACGCGGAUUACAUCCAUUCAGCCACUUUGGCGUUGUGCGCGGUUCAAUUGCGGUGCGGUUCCUGGUUCACUUUGAUCGUUUUUUUUUUAGUUCCGUUUCAAUGACGGUGCACAUGUUGAGGGAAAUGAGAUGCCAAUAUUAAACAGUAAAAAUAAUUCUAAAAAAAAUACUACAUCUUUCAAUUAGUAAGUGACCACGCUAUUCGUUUUGAGGUUGAACCCCGCAGUGCAGUUCAGUAAAUUAAACAGAGACAGGACGCCGAAAAAGCUACAGGAACAAUAUGGGUACAGACAACAACGCCACCGUAGACAGGAAACCGUCGGUAGAGUCCAACGGUGGGGCAAAAGAUUUGGAACAGAUGAAAUCAUACAGCGGCGGUGCCGAAGGAAAAGCUCCGAGCGGAUUUGGCGCACGCCAUGUACAAACUUUACUGCUAUUCUUUGGCCUCACGGUGGCCUACGCACUGCGCGUCAACCUGUCCGUCGCUAUCGUGGCCAUGGUCGAUCGGCAUGCCGCCAACAAGGACUUUGAGGAGUUCGACUGGGACGAGCGCACGAAAUCGUACAUCCUGAGUAGCUUCUUCUGGGGCUACGUCGUGACGCAGAUACCGGCUGGUCAGUUGGCCCAAAGAUUUGGACCGAAAAUACUGAUGCUGCUAUCGUUAGCUAUCUGCUCUGCGCUCGCUGUCCUAACGCCAUUGUGUGCGCACCUUGGUAAUGCGAAGGCCGUCAUUGCGUUGCGAAUCAUUCAGGGAUUGAGCCAGGGUUUCAUCUUUCCUUCCACCCACACGAUGCUUUCCCGGUGGGCACCAGCAUCCGAGCGCGGCCGGCUGGGAACGUUAAGUUAUGCUGGCGCCCAGUUCGGUACCGUGAUAAUGCUUGCCGUUAGUGGUGUGCUCGCUUCGUCCAGUCUUGGUUGGCCAGGUAUUUUCUACAUUUCCGGUGCCGCUGGGCUAGCAUGGUCCGUUGCGUGGUUCUUCUACGGUAGCAACUCACCAGCCGACUAUCGAGGGAUUGCACCCGAGGAGCGCGAGUUUAUCGAAAGCUCGUUCGGACCGCAGGACCAUAGUCGCCGCAUCGUAACGCCAUGGAUGGCCAUCUUAACCUCCGCACCGAUGAUUGCACUCACGAUCGCCCACAUGGCCCAUAACUGGGGCUUCUGGACGCUGCUCACCGAGAUGCCGACCUACAUGAAGGAGGUGCUGGAGAAGGACAUCAAGAAGAACGCUCUGCUCUCCUCGCUGCCGUAUCUCGUGAUGUGGAUGCUGAGCUUUGUAUUCAGCCCACUGUCCGAUUUCCUCGUCAAUCGAAACUAUCUGUCGCGUGUCGCUGGACGAAAGCUAUUCAAUACCAUAGGCCUUUGGAUACCGAUGGUGGCAUUGCUUGGCUUAGCCUUCGUACCGAAGGGUAGCUCCGAUUUGGCGGUCGUUCUGCUAACACUCGCUGUCGGUAUCAACUCCGCAACCUACCUUGGCUUCCAAGUGAAUCACAUUGAUCUCGCACCGAACCACGCCGGUACGAUGAUGGGCAUUACUAACUGUGCAGCCAACAUAAUGUCCAUCAUAGCACCGCUCAUCGUUGGUGAAGUGAUAACAGAUGCGAGCGAUCCCAUACAAUGGCGUCGAGUGUUUUACAUAGCGGCUGGCAUUUACUUCUUUGGUAAUCUGACUUUCAUCAUCUUUGGCAAGGCCGACAUUCAACCGUGGAAUGAACCACAAUCGCCACUCCCUCGUACACAAUCGAAUGCAAAUGAUACUGAAGCAGUGCGGAACACUAGCAAUACGGCCGCCAACAACCCAAAUCACAGUGACUAACAAACUGCUGACGCAAUGAGCUUUGUGUAAUGUGUCUAGUCCCACCGAAACACAAGUGGUCAGACUACAACAGCUGGUGGUCCCUCUUCCAAACUCAAACGCCAGCGCCGUUUGAGCUUAACAUUAGUGAUUAUAAACGCUGUAUCGCGAAGAGGGCUUUAAGCGAAACGAAACGAAUUUGAUUACACUGUCAAUUGGAAUCGAAAAACAGGGACAUCUUACUUUACGGAAGGAGCUACAAAGUACAAGCGCUUGAGAAUGACGAUUUAGUGUGUUUCGUAUCCUAUAAUAAAAAAGGCUCGUAGGGACAUAAGAGA